AUGCUCCCGACGCACGUGCAAGACACGAUCGAUGCGACGCCGGACGCGACCGCCAUCUACGUCUUCAACCUCGCGGAGGUACCGCGCCUCAUGACCGAGUGGCGCGCCGCCUUUCCCAAUAUCCGCCCUUUCUACGCGGUCAAGUGCAACUCGGACCGCCGCCUCGUCUCGGCGCUGCACGCGCUGGGUGUCGGGUACGACUGUGCGUCACCUGCGGAGAUUGCGCUCGUCCAGUCGCUCGGUGCGUCGCCGAACGACAUUUUGUACGCCAACCCGAUGAAGCGCGAAGUCGACAUUCGCACUGCGACGCACGCAGGUGUCGCGCAAAUGAGCUUUGACAGCAUCGACGAGCUCCACAAGAUCAAGGCGCACGCUGCGACCGGUGACGUCAACCUCUCGCUGCGCCUCAAGUGCGGUGACGACAAUGCGCUGCUUCGCAUGGGCGACAAGUUUGGUGCGGAUGCCGCCGACUGGCCGGCGCUCUUGGCCGAAGCCAAGGCACUGGCGCUGCCCGUGCGCGGUAUCUGCUUCCACCUCGGGUCCGGCUGCAUGAAUCCGAGUGCAUAUGCCCAAGCCAUUUCGCAAGCCGCCGACUGCAUUCGCAUGGCGAGCUCCGAGUAUGGCUUUUGCAUUGAUACGCUCAACAUUGGCGGCGGGUUCGCAUCGCCCUUGCACGCCGGCGUCGUAUCGGCCAUCAACGAAGCGGUGCGAGCGUGCUUUGGCCCGACGCCGACGCUGCGCGUGAUCGCCGAGCCCGGGCGGUUCUUCGCCGAGACCGUGUGCACGCUGCAUUUGCGCAUUCUCGGCAAGCGCGUGCGCUCGUCCAGUCGCGUCAUCGACUACUUCGUGCACGAGAGCAUCCACGGCUCGUUCUUCUUUGCGCCCUUCGGCAAGCUCAACCCGACGCUCGACGAGGACGAAGAAGAAGAGACUUUUCAAAGCCAUGUGUAUGGCGACACGUGCCACGGCGGCGACGUGCUCUCCAAGAACCUCAUGAUGCGAGAGCGCAGCGUCGGCGACUGGCUGCAGUACCAGCGCAUGGGCGCCUACACGCAUGUCUUUGCGACGACCUUCAACGGCAUGGACUUUGCCAAGUGCCUCACGACGCUCUACCUCCCGUCGCCGUAG
Saprolegnia parasitica CBS 223.65 is the source of this 1128-nucleotide messenger RNA. RefSeq lists its product as hypothetical. NCBI's taxonomy places the organism in Eukaryota, Oomycota, Saprolegniomycetes, Saprolegniales, Saprolegniaceae. The record is from RefSeq and is a predicted model, not a curated record. The transcript has a single exon. Gene Ontology annotation, molecular function: ornithine decarboxylase activity. Gene Ontology annotation, cellular component: cytoplasm. Bases 1 to 1128 code for a protein of 375 amino acids.